Messenger RNA from Strigops habroptila (Kakapo), 6985 nucleotides. It is a transcript of the gene TBC1D22B, whose product is annotated as TBC1 domain family member 22B. Gene Ontology annotation, molecular function: GTPase activator activity. NCBI's taxonomy places the organism in Eukaryota, Metazoa, Chordata, Aves, Psittaciformes, Psittacidae. The coding region runs from base 3881 to 5410 and encodes 509 amino acids. The transcript has 12 exons. Gene Ontology annotation, biological process: activation of GTPase activity. The record is from RefSeq and is a predicted model, not a curated record.
CAGUGUCACUCCUGGUCCACCUCUACUCAGCACUGAGGACUGUGGGGCCUCUCUGUGUGUGCCCCGUCCUGCUUCAGUUCAUCUGGCUGUGAUGUUCUGCUUCCUGUCAAGGCACCUGCACUCUCCCGGGGAUGGGAGAAACAAGUGAAAUGUCUGAUUCAGGUGGUGUUUAGGAAGAAGAGGCUGGUGGUGUUGAAGGAGAUGCUCCUUACAAAGCCUUAGAAGCAAGGCUGUCAUGGGGAGAGAGCAUCCAGCCCUCUGGGGAGGCUUUCACAAGUGCUGUUGCCAUUGGGUGCACCUCAUGUUUUCCUCUCAUUUGCCUUAUCUGCACCCUGCCCUUCCCCUCCUGGUGUGUGGAUGCAGUCUGAAAUGCUUAGUUGGCUUAAAAUCCUGCUGGGCAAGUUAAAUUUCUCUUCCUAAUGUGCUCUCAUUCGGUUCUUUGUCGCUGCACUGGCUGGCUCCCUCAGGUUGGUGGGACAAUCCAGGUCUGUGGCAAGCAAAGAGAAAGCAAUGAGCACUACGUGUUCCUCCUCUUCUGCUCAUGGGGGAAGAAAAUGCUGUGCUCUUGCUGAGUGAUUUGGCUUCCUGAUUGCUCCUAUCCCUUACUCGAGGUCACAGCUGUGUUUCCAGCUCAUAGUCUUGGACAGCAGCUCCCUCCUGCAGUCAGUGACUUCGAGCUUUGGCUUGGAAAGCUCAAACCAGGUGAACCGGUCUGGGAGGCAGCCGGUCCUGCCUAGACAAUAGGGACCGACGUCAAGUUUUUGGCAGAGUUCUCUGCUGCUCGUCACUGGCUGCGUGGCAGAUAUCCUGCUGUCCAGGAGCCUUGUUACCACCUCUAAAUAAAUGCCCUGUGUAUUCCUGGGGUGGUUACUGACAGAUUUUGGGCAACACAGCAGCCAAAGGUGGAGGUGGAGCAUGCUUAUAUCCAUAGGUGCUAGAUCUAAAGCUCCCUUUCUGUUUUGUAUGAGGUUUGAGAGAUCUUCCCGUACAGAUUCUUGCCUCUCUUCUUUCUCUGCCCUGACAAGCAGGCAGAGGGAGGCUCUGUCAAGGUUUGGAGACUGUGUUAACUUCCUUUUCCAUGCCACUUUGUACAUUUGGUCACUUGGUUGUAUUAGCUUUUAGUUGGUGCUUUUUUCCCUGUAGAUUUAGCGUGGCAGAACUAGUAACUGUCCUUUCACGUUUCCACUACUGUCCUGUAGUUUUUGCAUUGGGAAUUGUCACCCCAGGAACUUUCUGGGGAUCUGGUGGCAGGUUGCUCUAGUGUGUUAUCCUGUGCGAUGGAUUGUUAUUUCCUGCUCGUUAGAGAGACAGGCAGCCUGGCUCUGGGGGGAAGGGGGGGUAUUUAAAUGCUGUUUUAAAAGGGGAGAAAUAGACCUGACUGGGAGUAAUUCUGGGCUGUGUCUGAAAAGUGGCACUUGAGGUUUCAUGGAUGUGCUUUCUGCUGCAGUGUCAACAACCCACACCCUGUGAUGAUCUCCUGGUGAGUAGCAUAACGCUGGUACCACAGGCAUUGUACCGGCACUGACCAUAUGGGUAGUGAGAAAUGCCUGUCCCAAAGAGCUUCAAAUGAGACAGGACAGACGGCUCGUCCACUCAGCAUGCAAGCACAGCAUCGGCUCCUGACCCAGUGGUGUGUGUGCUGAGAGGUAAUGCCUGCCCUGAGCUUUCUGUCCAUGCAAAAGUCAGGCAAAACCAGCUUCAGGUUUAACCAGGGAGUUAAGCUUGGAGACAACUGAUUCAUUUAGCCAAGCUGCAUCAGGGAAAACCAGGCAAUAGUGAGUAAAUAAAGUUAGCGAGCAUCACUUGGUGAUAACGCACGCCUGCCUCGACGUUCUCAGUAGGAUGUGCUGAUGGGGAGCUGUAGGAUCCGCUGGGAGUCAGCUGCAGGGAUGUGAGCUGAAGGGGUGGGCUCGGGCAUCGAGGGUCCCUCAGACACCACAGCACAAACUUGCUUCUGGCAUCUAUCUGUACAUGUGCUCAUGUAGCUUAAAGACCUGUUGCACACUUCAUUUGCACUCCUUCUGUCCAGCCUGUUACACCUUCUGCACGGGUGAAUCUGGCAGAGAACUGGCAGAGAUGGGACAAACAUGGGGAGAACCCGCUUCAUGCAGCGGUUCAAACUCAGUGCAGCAUGGUGGUGUUUAGUCCUGGCUCUGUAGCCUGCUGGAACCCAGACUGUCCCCUUCAGCCCCUUGUGUGUGAGUGCAGGCUGAUGGGCUGUGCCAUUAGAUCAGCUCAAGGUGCUUUGUCUGGAGGAGCCUGCAUUCAGGCUCUUCAAAGUGAGCUGCUUGGGAGGUGGGACCCUCUGUGUUGUAGUAGCCGUUAGCCAGCGGAUUGCUUCAGAGUACCAGGAAGGAGUUUCUUCACCCAGAGCCGCUGCCACAUCCCCUCCUGUGUCUCUAACACACCUCACACAUUCGGCUUGUGGAGCUCAGGCUUUUGCACAUGAGUCAGAAGUGGUCACCUGUUGUCAGCACAGAGAGGAGCAGCGCUGUGGCUGCUGUCGCAAGACAGAGCAAGAUUGGAGCUGGCUAUCGGAGAGACUCUGCUGGUUCCUCUCUUGCAAGGAGCUGCCAUGAGUCACUGGGAAGCAGCACUGAUCUGGAGAGCUUGUUUUUCUUACUCCUGAUAAUCUGCUUGCUGUGCCCACCCACGGGGGUGCUUCUGCUCAAUAGCUGUCCUGACUCCUGGAUAAUAAUUAGUCAGCAAACUCCUUCCUAGGCUUGAUGGCUGGUGGGGAAACACAGUGAGCCUUCUCAGUGCUUCCAGCCAGGGGGGGUGGCUGCUGCAGCAGAGAGCCCACCCCUCACCAGGUUUCAGCGCCGGGAUCUCUCUGUGCUGUGGUUGUUUCCAGCCUCUGCCCUUGAUCUCUGUGUCUCUCCCCAGCCAGCUGGGCCUGUUGCUGCCAACCCCCAGCAUCAACUGGUUCCCAGUGUGCCUUCCAGCUGCACCAGGCUGCUGUCCCACUCCUGCACGGCUGGGCUCUGCGUAUUUUACUGCUGGGCACCAUCUGCAGCUCCUGGAAACCAGGCCAGCUCUGUUGACCCAAGAGGAGCCUGUUCCUUGUGUGACAGCUCUGAAUGGGCCCUUGUCUCUGCUGUGGGAUGUGGGACUGUGCUGUGUACCAGGGAUGGGGAGGACUUGUUUUCCAGAGAUGAGGUGGCUGUGGAUAGUUACCCAAAUUGAACUGAUAACUCAGGAUCGCUGUCUCACAUGCAGAGCUUGUAAAACUAGUGAUGAACACUCAGCUAGUAGCUCCUUUCCAAGGUGAUGCUCCCCAUGCAGUGCUUGCAGCCCUUGGGCUCCCUGUCCCACCAGUCCCACUCCACAGGGAGCAGAGCCGAGGAACUGGGAUGUGGUGGCUCAUUUCAGGCCACAUAGGAAGUGGUUGAUUAAGCUGGGAUUUGGACCCGUGUCAAAGUGUGUGCUGUACCAGAUGCUGCUUCACCAUAGCAUUGGCUGUGAGCCUGAGAGCCAGCAUGGGGUUCAAACCCUCAGGUGCAUUGUGGAGGAGCACCACUGUCACUCGCUGGAGUCCUUCCCUGUCCUGCAGAGCUCGGAAGGGUGAAUUCCCAAUCCUAGAAAUCCCCUUGUUAGAAAGGAGAAUGAACCUCAGUGUGAAAGGCAGCAGGACAGAGACACAUGGUCACUCAGAGUGAACCAGUGGUGCGGAAAAGAGCAGGUCACAAAUCCCAGCUCAGGCUGGAGUGACGCUGAGAGGUUAAACAAGGCUUCUCUUUGCUGCUGUAGAGAACAGAUCUUCAGCUGGAUGUGGCAUUUUGGAGCUAAGGCUUUGCAGAUAGAAGCUGCUUUUGGUCUGUGUUCAGUUCCUGACAGCCGGCAAGAAGUGUGACCCCAGUCUGGGUUGAGGAGAUUAUUCAUGGGUGCUCUGUGGCUUUAUGCAUUGUCUUCUAUUUCUUUCUUUCUUUCUCCUUCCUGCAGCAUUCAACCCGUGUAUGGAGCACAGCAUCCUCCUCUGGAUCCCCGGCUCACCAAGAAUUUCAUCAAGGACCGCUCCAAGGCCAAUGCGCUGCCUAUGAAAAGCAAGAAGGCCUCCAGCUUCCAUGAGUUUGCCCGCAAUACCAGUGAUGCCUGGGACAUCGGUGAUGACGAAGAUGAGGACUUCUCUUCCUCCUCUUCCUCUUUGCAAACUUUGAACUCUAAAGUGGCCAAGGCCACAGCAGCCCAGGUGCUGGAGAACCACAGCAAGUUGCGGGCAAAACCCGAGCGGGCCCAGUCAGCUCUCAGCGACAUGCCCACCAACUGCAAGGUCAUCAAGUCCAGCAGUGAGGCCCAGCUCUCCAGGACAUCUGAGGAGGCCUGUGUGAGGACCCCCCUUCAGAAGCAGCAGUCCCUUCCCCUUCGGCCUGUCAUUCCACUUGUCGCCCGGAUCUCUGACCAAAAUGCUUCGGGUGCUCCCCCCAUGACAGUGAGGGAGAAAACCCGCCUGGAGAAGUUUCGGCAGCUCCUUUCCAGCCACAACACAGACCUGGAUGAACUGAGGAAAUGCAGCUGGCCUGGUGUGCCCAGAGAGGUCCGGCCUGUGACUUGGCGUCUCCUCUCAGGUUAUCUCCCUGCAAACAUGGAGCGGCGAAAGCUGACUUUGCAGCGCAAGCGGGAGGAAUACUUUGGCUUCAUCCAGCAGUAUUAUGAUUCCCGGAAUGAGGAGCAUCAUCAAGACACCUACCGACAGAUCCACAUCGAUAUUCCAAGGACCAACCCACUCAUACCCCUCUUCCAGCAGCCGCUUGUCCAGGAGAUCUUUGAAAGAAUCCUGUUUAUCUGGGCCAUUCGACACCCAGCCAGCGGCUAUGUACAGGGAAUCAAUGACCUGGUCACUCCUUUCUUUGUUGUGUUCCUCUCUGAGUAUGUUGAGGAGGAUGUGGAGAACUUUGAUGUAACGAACCUGUCGCAGGAUGUGUUACGGAGCAUUGAAGCUGACAGCUUCUGGUGCAUGAGCAAGCUGCUGGAUGGGAUUCAGGAUAACUACACCUUUGCACAGCCAGGGAUCCAGAAGAAAGUCAAAGCCCUGGAGGAGCUGGUGAGCCGGAUCGAUGAGCAGGUACAUAAUCACUUUAGGAAGUACGAGGUCGAAUACCUGCAGUUUGCCUUUCGCUGGAUGAACAAUCUGUUGAUGAGGGAGCUGCCUCUUCGCUGCACCAUCCGCCUCUGGGACACCUACCAGUCAGAGCCAGAAGGAUUCUCACAUUUCCACCUGUACGUCUGCGCUGCCUUCUUGAUCAAGUGGCGAAAGGAGAUCCUAGAUGAGGAAGACUUCCAAGGCCUUCUGAUGUUGUUACAAAACCUGCCCACGAUACACUGGGGUAACGAAGAGAUUGGGCUCCUGCUCGCUGAAGCCUACAGACUCAAGUACAUGUUUGCAGAUGCCCCCAAUCAUUACCGCCGAUAGGUGCCAGGACUGGACUCCCUCCUCUCCCCCACAUCCAGCCCUUGUCCUGGCCCAAUCUGAUCACUGUGGCAUUUCUGUCAUCCCACGUCCUCGGACACUCCGGCCGGGAGCUGCUCCUCGCUGUACAAAGCUCACAUUGACUGUCUUAACUCUUAACGUGUGCCUGUCUGCCACUCCAUGCGCCUGGAUGUGCCACUCCAAUGACCGCCAGUAUUCCAUACCGAGCCAGGGAGAGAGGCUUGAAAGGGCUGGGAGAGGGCAUUGGGGGGCAGCUUUACAGAUAAACUGAGCCGAGGACAAAGGCCUCCUGUCCUCUCCACCCCUUACCCUGGGCUGGGACCACUUUGGCUUUGCUGCCUCGUGUUAACCUGUCACCACGUGCGCUGCCAUAUCUGCUCCCUUCUCUCUUCUGCCACUGGUCGCUCCAGCUCCCAGAUGAAAAAUGCCUUAUCAGAGACCUGCCUGGCUGGAAAAUCCUUCCCCUGAGGGCAGCGGGGCAAGAAGCUUCUCUCAGGGCCUGGCUUCGCUCCGAGGGUCUGGACACCCCAAGCACUUUCUGAGUUCACGAGAGAGCCCCUCAUGCCUGCUCUGUGUCCUCCUCAUCCUCUUCACCUCCCUCUCCCCCCGGGCACUGGGGUGAACACGGCUUGGGGCGGGGGAACCAUCACUCCAUCACUUCCAACGAUGCGUGUCAGCUUCACAGGACUUCUGGUGACUGAUGUGCUGUCGGUACAACCCCUCUGGCAUGGGGGGAGGCGCGGGGGGGCUGGAAGGGGAGCAGCAUCUCCCGCUCCCCCCCCCUUGCAAAGCCCCUGCUCCUCUGAGGCGUUCUGUGUAUAUUGUGUUCUUGUGUAUAUGGGUUAAAGAUGUACAAUAUACGUCUUACGUUUGUAGCAGAUCAUGAUUUUAUAUUUAUAACGUGCACUCCUUGUUCUCCCCAUCCUCUCCAUGCCUGGGAAGGUGUCUGCUUACAGCAUCGUAGGGCUUUGGACCACUCCAGAUGUGUGCGGGGGCUUUUGGACCCACAGGUAUUUCUCUCACAGCGUGUGUUUGCAGUGUUGGACCUGCUAGGAAGAGCAGCGAUGGAAAAAACAUGGAUCUCAAGGCUUCCCUCCAAAGAGGAUUUGGGUGUUUAAAGGACAUGGGAAGCAGGGCAGAGCCAUGUCUGGGAAACAGUGUAUCCCAGCUUGUCUGGUGCUGGCUCCGAGGCCAGUGGGACCCUGUGGGGAGGAACAAUCCUGGAUCCAGCACUGGCUGCCCCGGUGUUCCCCGGCCCUAUGGAUGUGUCCUCCAGGGCUUCUCCCAGCAAGGACCAGGCUGCCCUCACCACCCUCUGCUCUCAAACCAGUUGUGGAUGUUUUAAGCAGCUGUGUUCUUCCUGUUGGCUACAUCCUGAUGAGGGCUGGGGACGGAUCCAGGCCAUGUGGGCUGUCACCAGGGCAUGGAGCUUCCCGGUCCCUCUGCGUUCCAUUGCUGUUCCCGGUGGGAAGAGGCAGCGGAGCCGCAAGGCCGGCGCUGAGCAUGUGAAAGGCAGAGCCUUGUUGCCAAUAAAACUCCAAAUAGUGUCUCAAGAAA